Chelmon rostratus (copperband butterflyfish) is the source of this 2073-nucleotide messenger RNA. It is a transcript of the gene chrng, whose product is annotated as cholinergic receptor, nicotinic, gamma. Gene Ontology annotation, molecular function: transmembrane signaling receptor activity; acetylcholine-gated monoatomic cation-selective channel activity. The record is from RefSeq and is a predicted model, not a curated record. Gene Ontology annotation, cellular component: synapse; neuron projection; postsynaptic membrane. Bases 7 to 1665 code for a protein of 552 amino acids. Gene Ontology annotation, biological process: nervous system process; chemical synaptic transmission; regulation of membrane potential. The transcript has 12 exons. Lineage: Eukaryota; Metazoa; Chordata; Actinopteri; Chaetodontiformes; Chaetodontidae.
ACGCUAAUGGAUUCUGGACCUCUGCUCCCUCUGUCGCUCUUUGUGAGGGUGUUUAUGGUUUCUGCCACAGCAUCAGCAGUCAACCUUGAAGGAGAACUUUUCAAGGAUUUGAUGAAGGGCUACAACAAGAACGUCCGGCCCAUGGAGAAGAGCGGUGAAGUCACUCAGGUCGACAUCAAGAUGACGCUCACCAACCUCAUCUCUCUGAAUGAAAAGGAGGAGGCCCUGACGACGAGCGUCUGGAUAGAAAUGCAAUGGUGUGACUACAGGCUCAGAUGGGACCAGCCGCCCAGGUCAGCGCUGUAUGGCAACAUCACCUCUGAGCUACGGGUCCCUUCCAAGAGCAUCUGGCUGCCAGACGUUAUACUGGAGAACAAUGUGGACGGGCAGUUCGAGGUAGCACUUUACUGCAAUGCUCUGGUGUCUCCUAACGGCUGUGUGUACUGGCUGCCUCCUGCCAUCUACCGCAGCGCCUGCACCAUCACUGUCAACUACUUCCCCUUUGACUGGCAGAACUGCACCAUGAUCUUCCGCUCCCAGACUUACAGUGCCAAUGAGAUCGAGCUGGUUCUCAAAAAGGAGGAUAACCACACGCUGGAGUGGGUGGAUAUUGACCCAGAGGCUUUUACUGAAAAUGGAGAGUGGGUCAUCAAACACAGGCCGGCUAAGAAGGUGAUCAACACUCAAUACACUAAGGAUGAGCUGGAGUACCAGGAGGUGGUCUUCUUCCUCAUCAUCCAGAGGAAGCCCCUCUUCUACAUCAUCAACAUCAUCGCUCCCUGUGUGCUCUUCUCCUCCCUCUGCCUCCUCGUCUACUACCUACCUGCCAAAGCGGGUGGUCAGAAGUGCACCAUGUCUAUUGCCACUCUUCUGGGUCAGACUGUGUUCGUCUUCCUCAUCGCAAAGAAGGUUCCAGAGACGUCGAAGGCGGUGCCUCUUAUUGGCAAGUAUUUGAUGUUUGCGAUGUCAGUGACCACGAUGGUGGUAAUGAACUGUGUGAUAGUCCUCAACGUCUCCCUGAGAACCCCAAACACUCACAGAAUGACAAACAAAGUGCGAAAGAUCCUCCUAAACGUCCUGCCUCGGCUGCUGAGGAUGCAGAUGCGACCCUGGAUGCCAAACAGCAACAGCACCCCAGAAGUUGCAAACGGAAAAACAUUGACUACAGAGAGUGAUGGCGUGUUCCUGGUCCCGUGCCGACGGCGCAGCUCCAUAACCCUGAUCACCAAGGCGGAGGAAUAUGUGAUGACAACGGCUCGGUCUGAACUCAUGUUCGCCAAACUCAAAGAAAGAAAUGGACUGAUGAAAUCAGUGCUAGAGAAGCUACAUGAUGGGCUGGAGGCGGGCACAGCUGAGCAGCUCAGUACCAGCCUGGCUAAGGCCUCCCCGGAUCUGAAGAAGUGUGUGGCCUCCUGCAAACACAUAGCCGAGGCUGCGAGGCAGCAGAGCAACUUCCAGAAUGAGAAUGAAGAGUGGUUCCUGGUCGCCCGGGUGAUCGACAGGGUCUGCUUCAUUGUCAUGGCGUUGUUGUUCUUUAUCGGCACGAUCGGGAUCUUCCUAAUGGGCCAUUUCAACCAGCCUCCCUCCUCGCCUUUCCUUGGGGAUCCCAAGAAGUAUCUCCCUCCAGUAAACAAUAUGACUGAUCUGACAGACUUCCUGGGGUGAGCCAGGAGAGAAUCUCCAGACUUGAUCCCUUUAACUGAAGUGGGAAUCUGACGGCGUCGGCCAGUGAUGUUUCCCUCAUGAGCGGGACACGGAGAGGAUGGAGAGGAUACAGCUGUGUGUGUUUUCAUUUGGGAAUGUGGAUCUGUCACAAAGUCAAAAAUGCUUGUUUGUGGUAUUAAUGGAUCCACUGCACGGUUGUGUGGAUGCCACGCUUGAUCCGUGACGAUGCCGGCUGGUAUCGGCUGUGGCCACUUGUUGAGGUUGAGAAUGUUUUUGCAUAAAAACAGCAGUUUCCUUCGCUGCUCCUGUUACCAGCUCAGCGUUACCACCUGCUGUCACAUUGAUGGAAGUCAUGACAAACUGCAUGAGAUUUGUUGCUCACACAUGUAAACAGUAAACAAUAGCUAA